AAAAAAAAAAAAUUUUUUUCCUCUUUUCUCGGAUUAUAGAUAAGGCGUUAAUAAUAAACCUAAUAAAUGAAUUUUCCUACAAUUAUAUUCCGAAAACAAUCCAAAUUUUUUAUAUCACCACUCCUCAGUUUAUCUUAUUCUUCCUCAAAUAUUGUAAAUAAAGAAAAAUAUUAUUAAAUGUUGAUACCAGACGUACUUUGUGAAAUUUUUAAAUACCUUGAUGACCGAGACGAGAUAGUUGGUUCAAGAACAUUUCGUAGUUUACAUGCUUGUCUUUUAGUUAAUAGACGUUGGUGUGAAAGCGCCGUUUCUAUUUUAUGGAGUAAUCCUUUUCAUCGUUGUCAUAAAAGAGGUGGAAAGGCUCUUGUUCAAAUUUUACUUAAUUGUCUCAAUAAUGAAGAACGGCAAGAUCUUCUUGAAGAUGGAAUUUAUUUACCUUUUAAUAAAUCGGAUACUCCAAUCUUUGAUUAUCCCAACUUUUUAAAAAAUUUAGACUAUUAUCAGAUGAUUUUGUUCGUAAGGUCAUGGUGUAGCCUUUUGGAUGAUACAAGUGAUCAAUAUGUUGUCGCUAUUUUAAGGUCACUUUUGAGACUUUUUGCUGACCGGUCAGCAUCUCUUUCGUCUCUCACUAUUCGUAGUGCAGGAUUAGAUGACGAUAAAUUCAUGUUAUUAGCAAGUCCAGAAGUUUCCACUUUAAUUAGACCUGUUAAACACCUUACAAUUAGUUGUUACUUUCCUAAGGAUAAUCUUCUAACUGUAUUAGCAAAAAAUUGUAGAAAUCUCCAUUCACUCAGAAUUAACAAUUUAAGCGCCUAUGAUGAUACAUCAAUUCAUAAUGCAAAAAAAUUAAGUAUACUCAUAGAAUCUCAAAGAGGAUUAAAACAAAUAGUAUUUUCUCGUUGUAAAGCAUUCAUUGGCGUUAUAAUUCCUUCAUUAGCAAAACAAAAACGUACUUUAAAACAUAUUAAAUUUCGUGGUGUCGAUUUUGAUGAAUGCUGUAAAUGGGACGCUUUAAAAUCUUGUACAAAAUUAGAAAAAUUAGAAAUUUCGGAAUGUUAUAAUUUAGAUUUUAAUAUGGUAUCUCCACUAUUUAAAUCUCAUCAACGUAAUUUAAAAGAUGUGGGGAUUCAUUCUUGCGAACCUUUUGAGGUUAAUGAUGAACUGGAGGCUUGGGCUUAUAUGAUUAAUUCUCGAAGACGUCGUAGAAAUUCUUCAUCAUCAUCUACCUAACCUCUUGUUUUUUUUUUUUUUAAAAA
This is a messenger RNA of Rhizophagus irregularis DAOM 181602=DAOM 197198, 1256 nucleotides long. RefSeq lists its product as uncharacterized. Gene Ontology annotation, molecular function: protein binding. Lineage: Eukaryota; Fungi; Glomeromycota; Glomeromycetes; Glomerales; Glomeraceae. The record is from RefSeq and is a predicted model, not a curated record.